UCAUUUUAGUCUCACGCUCGAAAAAUCGUCACCUCGAUUGUUUUGAAAACAAAGUGCUCGAAAACACACGAUAAUCACAUCAUAAUAAUAAUUACCGCAGGUAAUUACGCAUUAUCGGAAGGCAUUGAAAACCCUAGAAUCGUCCUGGAAAAUACAACAUGACGGGAUAAAAAAUAGAAACGAUUCCACAAGUUCACCGGUCGUCAUUCGCUUUCGAGGUUAUCGUUAGAGUAUUGCAGAGCAACAAUUCCCCCUCCCCUCACCAUGAUGACAUCAAUAAUAAAGCUGCACGCAAUAUCCGGUGCGAUGGACGAGUCUCCCCCCUGCUACAUCCUCCAAGUGGAUGAGCUCCGAAUCCUCCUGGACUGCGGUUGGGACGAGAAAUUCAAUCAGGACUUCAUAAAAGAGCUGAAACGUCAUGUUCACCAGAUUGACGCUGUCCUACUGUCCUAUCCGGACCCUCUACACCUGGGGGCCCUCCCCUACCUCGUAGGUAAAUGCGGCCUCAACUGCCCGAUCUACGCGACAAUUCCCGUCUACAAAAUGGGCCAGAUGUUCAUGUACGACAUGUUCCAGUCCCGAAAUAACAUGGAGGACUUUGACCUGUUCACUCUGGACGACGUUGACGCAGCCUUCGACAAGAUCGAUCAGCUUAAAUACAAUCAGAGUGUCUCGAUGAAGGGGAAGGGUUACGGUGUGACAUUGACACCUCUCCCAGCGGGUCACAUGAUAGGAGGUACCAUCUGGAAGAUCGUGAAGGACGGCGAGGAGGACAUCAUCUACGCAGUUGACUUCAACCACAAAAAGGAGAGACAUCUGAAUGGCUGCGAGCUUGAGCGGCUCCAGAGGCCCUCGCUAUUGAUCACUGACGCCUUCAACGCGUCCUAUCAACAAGCGAGAAGACGUACUCGAGACGAAAAACUAAUGACGAAUAUUCUGCAGACCCUCAGAGCUGGGGGAAAUGUUCUCGUCGGUGUGGACACAGCUGGAAGAGUCCUGGAGCUCGCUCACAUGUUGGAUCAACUCUGGAGAAACAAGGAGUCCGGACUCCUUGCUUACUCCCUGGCACUUCUCAAUAAUGUCAGUUACAAUGUUGUGGAGUUUGCCAAGUCCCAGAUCGAGUGGAUGAGUGAUAAACUGAUGAAGAGCUUCGAGGGAGCCAGAAACAAUCCCUUUCAUUUCAAGCAUCUUCAGUUGUGCCAUAGCAUGGCCGAGCUCAAUCAGGUGCCCAGUCCUAAAGUUGUUUUAGCCAGUACUCCGGACAUGGAGUGCGGCUUCUCGAGGGAAUUGUUUUUGCAGUGGUGCACCAAUCCGCAGAAUAGUAUUAUCAUCACCAGUAGAACUUCACCAGGUACCCUAGCCCGCGACUUAAUGGAGAACGGCGGCAAUCGAACCAUAAACAUGGAAAUAAAGAAGCGAGUACGUUUAGAAGGUGCCGAGCUGGAGGAGCACCAGAAGCUUCUAAAAGUGAAACAAGAGCAGAUGAAGCAAGAGCACAUGGAGAUAGCGGACGUCAGUUCGGAGUCUGAAGACGAGAUAGAGAUGGGGAGGCACGAUCUCCUGGUGAAGCAGGAGAUAAAGCCAGGUUUCUUCAAGCAGAACAAGAAGCAGUAUCCGAUGUUUCCCUUCCACGAGGAGAAGAUAAAAAUAGAUGAGUACGGGGAGAUAAUCAACCCUGAGGACUACAAGAUAGCUGAUACAGUACCAGAGGCUGAGGACAGCAAGAUGAAUGUAGAUGUUAAGCCUGUUGAAACGACACUUCAGCCUGAGAUAUCAGCGGACAUUCCGACAAAAUGUGUUCAGGUGACGAAGACCAUCAGCGUUAAUGCCUCGAUAACUUACAUUGACUUUGAAGGAAGGUCUGACGGAGAGUCCCUGCAGAAGAUUCUGGCGCAGUUGAGGCCACGUCGAGUUGUCCUGGUGAGGGGAUCCCCUCAGGACUGCGACAUUCUGGCUCAGCAUGCGCAGAAUGUGGGUGCAAGGGUCUUCAUUCCCGGAAGGGGGGAGACCCUUGAUGCCACAACAGAGACACACAUCUAUCAGAUCAGGCUGACUGAUGCUCUUGUCUCUGGACUGAAUUUCCAGAAGGUCAGGGGUGGAUACGAGGUCGCCUGGGUCGACGCCAUGAUCACGGCUAGGGAACAGAUCUGCAGGGAUGCUGUUGCCGAUGAGAGUGAGGAGAGUGGCGAGAAGAUACUGACGCUAGAACCUCUGGGGAUGAACCAGGUCCCGGGGCAUCAGUCCAUUUUUAUCAAUGAACUGAAGCUCUCGGACUUUAAGCAAAUUCUUACUAAACAUAAUAUUCCGUCUGAGGUCAGUGGUGGGGUUCUCUGGUGCUGCAAUGACACUAUCGCGGUGAGGAAGGAGGAGACUGGGAAGGUCGUUUUCGAGGGGGUUGUCAGCGAGGAUUAUUAUAGGAUUAGGGAACUGCUUUAUGAACAGUUUGUUAUUAUAUGAAGGGGGGAGUUGGGUUGGGAGUUUGGGGGAGAUUUUGGGGGAUAUUGUUUUGAGGGUCAAUUGGGUUGUUUGACCCUUACGAGCAUUUGACCCGCAGCCCCGGACGUCAUCAAGGGUUUGAGGGUCAAGCAACUUCAAGAACAUUGAAAUCGAGGGGCGAAUGGUUUUAAGGGUCCAAUGGGUUGAAGGAGUUACUAAAAAGGGUCGUUUGAUCCUCAACAUGUCUUCAAGGGUCAUUUUGCCCUUAAGAAAAUUUGAUCCUCAACUCCAAACGUCCUUAAGGGUCUUAAGGGUCGUUUGACCCUUACGACGAACUCCUUACGGCAAAUGGCCCUUAAGAACGUUUAGGUUGAGGGUCAAAUGGCCGCAAGGGCCCAAUGGGUUAAAGGAGUUAUUAGAAAGGGUCGUUUGACCCUCAACGCAUCUUCAAGGGUCAUUUGACCCCCAAGACAAUUUGAUCGUCAAGCCGAAAUUGUUCUCAAGGGUCGUUUGACCCUUACGUCAAAUGACUCUUAAGGACAUUUAGGUUACGGGUCAAAUAGUCUCAAGGCCCUCUAAACCCAUUCGUUCCCAAAACAAAUCCCAAUGUAAAUACGAAUAAUUAAAUACCAUAUUUUUGAAACAAUUUUCACACGAAAUACAACAAAACAUUCUUCCCUCAGGGAAUGUGUUCAUGAAGAAAAUAAUGAAAACAAAAACCUUUUUUAUACAUCAAUAAAAUAUUCUUUAUUUCUUAAAUAAAAUACACUCCACAAUAGGCUGUAUAUAUAAACGAUAAAAUACAGUAUUUAUUUCACUUA
This is a messenger RNA of Diachasma alloeum, 3257 nucleotides long. RefSeq names its product probable cleavage and polyadenylation specificity factor subunit 2 (gene CPSF2). Gene Ontology annotation, cellular component: mRNA cleavage and polyadenylation specificity factor complex. The coding region runs from base 265 to 2457 and encodes 730 amino acids. Gene Ontology annotation, molecular function: RNA binding. Gene Ontology annotation, biological process: mRNA 3'-end processing by stem-loop binding and cleavage. Lineage: Eukaryota; Metazoa; Arthropoda; Insecta; Hymenoptera; Braconidae. The record is from RefSeq and is a predicted model, not a curated record. The transcript has 5 exons.